GGUGAUGCGGGUGCUGCUAGUGCUGCUGGUGCCAGUGGCUUGUGCCAUUGGACACCUUUCGUUUCAAGAGCGUUUCUCUGCAAUACACUCUAAUCAUGAUGACUCCACCCCUCCAUCGAACGUCGGACAUCGUCUACCCCUCAACUGGCGCCUUCCUCCCCCAGAAUACUACCAAAGGCACCCGAAACGUUCUGGGGGAGGUAGGCUUUGGUGGUGCCAGUGGCCCGUGUCUUUCGGCACUCUUCUUAUACCUCGUCGUGCUUUGCGCACGUAAAACGUGCC
Molecule: messenger RNA, 282 nt
Organism: Aspergillus piperis CBS 112811
Lineage: Eukaryota; Fungi; Ascomycota; Eurotiomycetes; Eurotiales; Aspergillaceae
Exons: 1
Coding region: 5-274 (89 amino acids)
Source: RefSeq, a predicted model, not a curated record